CACAAUGAUGAAUCCCCCAAACAAUCAUCAGCGGCAAAAGUACUGACGAUGACGACGGUACAUCAUUCAAAACAAACAUAUUCAACGAAUUUAGCUUCGCGGUAGAUUGCAACAUUGAAUAAUUUAUAAAUUUUUAGGCUUUCGACAUGGCAGAAGCCGGCAAUGUUCCGCAGAAGAUUCCGGUCCGCCGCCGUUCGUCGUUAUUUCAGUCAGAUCAAGGUUCUAUAUCUGCUUCGCCGGUUCCAUAUAAACCAAGCUACGAGAAACAGCUGAAGAACGAAAUCGAGAGUUGGAACAAGCUGGUUCGGGACAAAGUGCACGAAAUCAACGAAUUCAAAAAGAACAAUAUCGAGCUGAACGUAUCGCUGCUGUCGGAUGAACAACGUCGCUAUUUGAGCGCUGGACCCACUGUUGACGAAGUCCUUAAGGAAUCCAACGAUUUCGCACAACUGCUGGAACGGUACAUCCAGCGGAAAUCGUUCCUGGCUAGACGGUAUGACGCUAUCCUCAAGGAAACCCGAUCCCAAAUGGACAACGUGGCGUUGGACGUAGUGGAGAAUGAACUGCUUUCGAAGCCGAUUGAUUAGAAGAAGGUCGACGUGGUAUGCGUUUGUUUUAUUCGUGUAAGAUUAUCGUAAUGGUAUUAAAGUAGGUUUUGUAAAGAUUAUCUCCAAAUGCAUUUGUAAGAUUAUUCUCGCAUUGUC
This is a messenger RNA of Aedes aegypti (yellow fever mosquito), 704 nucleotides long. RefSeq lists its product as uncharacterized. Bases 147 to 587 code for a protein of 146 amino acids. Lineage: Eukaryota; Metazoa; Arthropoda; Insecta; Diptera; Culicidae. The transcript has 4 exons. The record is from RefSeq and is a predicted model, not a curated record.